Symbiodinium sp. CCMP2456 is the source of this 1785-nucleotide messenger RNA. Lineage: Eukaryota; Dinophyceae; Suessiales; Symbiodiniaceae. The record is from the annotation of a GenBank genome assembly.
AUGGGUCGUGGUGCCCCUCGUGGUGGACGUCGUGGCUCGGGCAAAGGCCAAGUGCGCAAGACGUUCGCCGGAAGAGCAGUUAAACAGACGCCCAGCUUCUUUCAGAAGCAGGCCAAGCCGACUGCUCGCAAGAUCCCGGCCGUGCACAUGGACGAGACAUGGCACCAGAAGGUGCGCCGUGUCUAUCCCGGCGAGAGUGCGGCCGCCUUCGUUCGAAAGGGAGGUUUGUCCAACGACAUGGAAGUUCUCUCUCCCGCGCAGUUCGGUCCGCAGCUGACUCACUUGAAUUGUGAGGGGGCCAAUCGCCUCGGAAAUUUCAUGUCGAUGCUCGCGGCGGCCAUCGAGACAGGGCACGGCCUCCUGCAGAUGCAGCACAACGAGCCGGAGAAGAGCGGCAUGGAGCAGCUCCGUGCUGUUUUUGACGAAGACGACGGAACUUUGCUGCAGGCGGCACAGCUCCUCAACUUGUCCAACAAGCAGGAGGCGUCGCCGCAGGAGCUGCAGAACGCGAUCCUCCAGGUGUUCACCUACAUGGCCAACGACGCCUGCGUGAAGCCAUGGCAGCGGUUGGCGAAGUUCUCCUCGCAUCUAUACAACUUCGCGAUGCUCGCUUUACAAGGCCACGCGCUCAUGACUAAUCGUCCACAUUGGAGCGCAGAGCUUGCCAUGCAGCUGGAAGCCAUGCCUGCCUCGAUGAGAAAGUUCAUCCAGGAUCCUGCCAAUGAUGAGGCUCUGUUACAGGCAGCCCUCGACUGCUACCAGCAACAGAUACAAGGAGCCGGUGGCGUUGGCCCCAUGCCCGACGUCUUCGGCGACGCCGAUGAUUGCGCGGAUGCCCCGGAAGAAGAGGACCAGGAGAUGCAAGAUGACGUCUUCAACGACAGCAAGCCAGCUCGAGCUGCUGAAAGUCUCUUUGGAGGCAAAAACAAAUCGCCCGCUGCGGGCGCUGCGGUGCGUGACAGACCCUCUGUCUCGGCGGCCCCAUUCGCAGCAUCGUUGGUCGCGGCGCCGAAGAUAACGGCCAAGACGAAAGCACCGCCCUCGGCGGAGCCAACCCCAACCACGAGUGUCACCGAAGCAGAGGCGGCGAUGGAAAAACGACGCAAGGAGUUCGACCUCUGGCCUCUCAAAGCUCUGGCGACCUUCGAGCACAAGCCGGCGGAUGCGUUUCUGGAGCGCCUGAACCUGAUCCCUGCAAAAUUGCGCGCAAGCGCGGGGCUGCCAUGCGGCAACGUGCAAGAAGCGGACAUCGGCGCCGAGCUCGAGCAGCACAGUGAAACGAUGAACUCCUUGCACGAGGAGGCGAAAAAGCAUUGGCUUUCGAAGGCGGAGCUCUUCACCAACGAGCGUCAUAAGUUCCAUCUGGAUGAAGACAUGGCACACACAGGAAUUUUGAUCAAGCUCGUAGAGAAUGACAAGGUCCCGCCCGAGGUGAACGCCGAGCGGUUGCAAGAGCUCUGCGCUUUGGAGAAAUGGGAUGAUGCAGAAGAAGAAGAAGUCGCAGACAUGCAGAAAGCUUUUCUGACGUGUGUGCUCCCCGUCGCCGAUGCCAUCGCCCUCUUCGACACGGUGCACGACAUAGUUCUCCAGGCGGCGGGGAAGUACGAGCCAACGGCCAACCAAAUGAAAGAUGCUCUGCAGCGGAUUCCGCAGAGUCUUCGCGCGGGCCUCGCGCUCUCCAGGCCGGAGAAGUAUCGUGCCAUCAAGAACAAGGAUUGGCGCGAGGACCUGAACAUCAUCUUGGCCGUGGCCUUCGCGAGCCUGUCUGCCCAUUGGGAAGCCUGA